Messenger RNA from Sander lucioperca (pikeperch), 4989 nucleotides. RefSeq names its product NEDD4 binding protein 3 (gene n4bp3). Gene Ontology annotation, cellular component: cytoplasmic vesicle. Lineage: Eukaryota; Metazoa; Chordata; Actinopteri; Perciformes; Percidae. The record is from RefSeq and is a predicted model, not a curated record. The coding region runs from base 311 to 2230 and encodes 639 amino acids. The transcript has 10 exons.
UGCUGUCUGUAUUGAACCUACCCUCACGUACAGCUUAAGAUCAGCUUAGUCUUUUAUUUAGAUCAGAGCAAAGUCAUCUUGUGGCCUGCAGGUCAGUGGUUAGGUCCAGGCAGCUCCCUCCCAUCCGUACACCUCCCAACUGCCAUCACUGACUAGAAACAGGAAGUCAUGUGGCGAGAUAAUCAGUAGCACGAGCAUGAGACAGAAAGAGAGAGAAAUAGAGUGAGCAUUUUAUCAGGAGCAGAGAAGUGAAGUCUCAGGUGGACAAACAGACGAGAGCACCUUACCCCCACACAGAGCCCUGUAACUAAUGGCAACCUCAGUCCAGACUCUUCCUCUGACCCGUGGCCCCAACAAAAACUUCCGUAACCCGUUGCCCCUCUCGUCCCGUUGCGGCAUGGGAAGUGUAGGCAGUCUGGUGGAGAGGCCAGAUGUGUCUCCGACUAAAGGCAGCCGUGCAGUGCCCCAGGUGAGACCCAAACAGACCAACGGCCUCCUGAAGAAAGGCUUCACCCAAAGAGAGCUACUCAACUACCUCAACAUCACCAGAAAAGAGCCUAAAGCAAACACAAGCAGGGACGGUAAGAAGGACGUUAUCCCUGGCCUCAGCUCUGCCAGUGGCCGCAAGGAGGAAAACUUAUACGCCAAGGUCUACCAUAAAGACGGCACCGAAGUAGAUUUGACAAAGAACUCACUGCCAAGUGGGGGCAAGUAUGAAAAGGCUCGUUUAAGGUCUGCCUUCAAGCCAGUCACCCCCAAAAAUUUCAGCUCCAUGCAAAACCUCUAUCCAUCUUCCAAAUCGGAGGAUGUGGAACAUGGCCUUUCCAACGGGCUGCACAGAGCCUACGCCCACGUUCCCAAAGCUGUCUCCACCUCUUCCUCCUCUUCCACACCCUCCCGUCAUGGAGUACCGACAUCCAGUGGUAACAAGGCCCUCUCCUCGGUGCGUGGGAUGAGCCAGGAGGAUGAUAACCUGUCAGACUCGGGCCAUAACUCCAUGAGCAGCCUGCCGCCAUACCGGCCUCCCUUCCGCCCACACCUGUCUCACAUCAGUGCAUCUAUGGGCCACAUCAACACCAUCGGCUCCCUGGACCGCACCGCUCUGGGCCCAAAGGCUGUAGGGCCAGGGGGCGGGGCCAUAGGGGAGAUGGCGUGUCGGAGCAUGGCAACCCUGAGCCGUCUGGCUCCAUGUGGAGGGGAGGCUCCACCUCCUUAUGAAUGGACACUCUCCCUGUCUGUUGAGGAAGUGGUCCGGGAUCUGGAGGAGCGCCUGGUGGAGAAAGAACAUGAGCUGAAACAGAUGAAAAGAAACCUGGAUGAGAGUGAGGGCGCCAUCGCUCAGGUGUUUGAAGGGAAACAGCGUCUGUGGGAGAAGGAGGUGGAGGAGCUGAAACUCCUGUAUGCCGCCAAGCUGCGUCAGGUUUCCCAGCAUGCCCAGCGCUCCCAGCGCAGCCUGCAGUUGCAGCUGUUCAAGGCCCAGCAGGAGAAGAACCGACUGCAAGAGGAGCUCAACAGCCUGAGUAGGGAAAGGAGUCAGGAGGCUGAAGCCAUGGCAAAGCGAACCAGUCCCACUCUGGAGGAGACACAGUGGGAGGUUUGCCAGAAGUCAGGGGAGAUCUCCUUGUUGAAGCAGCAGCUGAGGGACUCCCAGGCGGAGGUGACCCAGAAGCUGAGUGAGAUCUUCCAGCUGAAGACGCAGCUCAGGGAGACCCGCACAGAUCUGCGUAACAGGGAGGGCCAGAUAGAUGCACUGAAGCUAGUCGUGCAGGGGACACAGCGUCGCAGGUGCCCCUCUCAGACUGCACAUGAGGAUGGAAAAGGAGCAGAAGAGAGUCCUUCAGCUGGGGCAACAGGAGGGUGCGGGGGCACCACGGAGGAGCGCCUGCGCGCAGAGCUCCUGCUGGAGCGACGCCAGAGCGAGGCCCAGGCCACGGCUUUCGAGGAAGAGAGGCAGACAUGGCAGGCAGAAAAGGACAAGGUUAUUCGCUACCAGAAGGAGCUGCAGGCCAGCUACUUAGAGAUGUAUCACCGCAAUGAAGCGCUGGAGAGGGAACUGCACCAGCUGAGGGCAGGCAGAGAGAGAGGAGGAGGUGGAGGCAGCGGCAGCAGAAAUGGGACAUUGGAAAGAGAAGUGCCAGAGCUGAGGAGUGAGAGAGCGGGUGAAAAACAAGAGGACAGACCUUCCUCUGGUUUGCCGUGGAUAGAGAGAAUAGAAUCAUCUGAAAUUUGAAUGUGACAGACUUAACCGGCAUUUGUAAGGCAAAUAGUUUUAUCCAGGAAACAUGUUUUCUACAGAAGUCCAAAAAUAGACUAAGUUAAAAUGAUGAGAUAAGUAAACAUUUUUACUUACUAAGACUUGCUAAACAUUUUAAGAACUAAGUUUUGACCUAAGUCAGAAAUUAUUAAAGAUACCACUUUAGUAAUUAUGACUAAAUAAUUUACAUUUUCAGUUACUAAGUCAAAAUGCUUUAUUGAACACAUUUCUUAAACAAAAUGAUGAGGUCCUGGGUCAAAAUUUUGAUCUGCUAUGUGAAAAUGAUGACAUACUCAGUCAAAAUGACGAGACAUUAAGUCAAGAUUGAGAUCAUAGUAUCUCAAAAGUUUGACUAAUAAUUAUCUCAUAAUUUUGACUUUGAUGAGUAUUCGUAUUUUUAUCAUGCAUAACUUUUCAUCUAUUUUUCUUCUUCUGCCGGCAAAAACAUGGGCUUCCAUAGUUUCCUGUCCGUUUGCCAUUCUCUGCCCAUGCACCCUUGUUGAUUGUUUAAUGCCCUGAUCCUGCAAAGACCGGACCAACAACCCCUACAGAACACACUAAGAAAUACUGUCUGAGCCUCAUCUGUCCUUGGCAGAAGAAUCGAGUCAACUCUGUAAAAAAUACAGCCAAACACCGAGACAAUUUAUAUCCUGGUUGUUACUAUUUUGUGUUCAUUUGGUAGUUACUUUAUGGUUUGGACUGCUUGACAGUAACCAAAGGAUUCAAAGGGAUUUAGUGUGGCCCAGUAACAUCUCAGCACCUGUUCAGUCUGUGGUUCUGUGGAUUCAGGGUUCACCUGGGUUCUGUGAGGAAAGCUGCAUCUCUGGGUUAAGUAUAGGUAUCGGGGAUUAAAGCGAUCUGGUGCCAAGGUACAAAUGCUAUUUCUUUGCCAUCAGGAAAACUGUGUACCAUACUUAAGAAACUGGAAAUGUUGGACUUUUUUCCAGCUCCUGUCAGGUGAUAUCAAUAUAUUUUGUACAUAAUAUUAUUUUGAUUUGAUUGGCCUUUUGUCAUUGUAUUUCAAGCACACUGUUGUCUUAAAUGGGCAUAUUUCCACAUCUUUUGAUUGCAGUGGAAGCAAUCAGCAGAUUAGGAUAGUGAACAUAACUGCCCUGCUUAUUGGUGCACAUACCCAGCCAACAGCAAUUCAAUGCAUGACAUAGGUGAAGUUGUUCUCUUGUAUUGUUUAUUAGUAAUAUAUGAACAUUCAGAAGCCAGCUCUCAACCAACGUUUCAACAUACUGUGACUCUUGUCUAUUUACUGGAAUUAAAACUGUACAGUAUAAAUAUAUAUGUUUGUUUUGGAUUCAUAAAAAACCUUAUGAAGCGGUUUAAAAGCUGUUUAGUUGGUGCUUACCCUGACGCCAUUUUCUGGUGUAAAUCAAGGCUGCAAAAUGCUUUAUAAUAGGCUAUUCUGUCCACCGUUGUCUGAAUUAAACUCCCCAGAAAUCACUUGUCGAAAUGUUAGCAGUGUAACUGAUGACAUUCACCCGAGGGCUCAGACGCCUGUCUGCUCUGAAGGGGCUUAAAAUCUCCACAGAGCGUGCCAAUAAAACCCAAGGACAGGAGAUUUAUGACAGAAUGAACAACCGAGCGGUGGAGGCUUUUGGGACUAAUGUGGCUUUUAGAGGUUGAGCCUUGAAUCCUUAUCUCAGCCUCUCCCUUAGGCCCUCCUGCUCUACCCCAGCCAGUCCUCACAUACCAUCUCCUGCAGUACAGACAGCGAGGAGCUGGAAGGUCAGCUGAGAUGGAAACAUAGGACGAUCCCUGUUUGCCCAAGAAAAUAAGCAUUUAAUAUGGAAACCACCAAAGUAGAACGGGGUGCCAAGGAUAUCAUGGCCGAGAUGAGAGCUUAACACUUGGCUCUUUUUAAAUUCCUGCGUUAUGUUAAUGGCUAUGCAUGAGUGAAAGCAUAUCUAUAAAAGAGUGUUAAAAGUGAGGGAUAGCACAUGCAAGUCCAUAACGUAGGUUUAUUUUGUACACACGAUCAUAAUCUGAAUAGCUAUGAGCUGUGGCUGACUCACAAAGCCCUUACCUUGGCAUUUAAACAUUAUAUAAACUGGGGAUGAAUAUAACUGCGCGGGUCAGGAGUGGUGUACUGUAGUGGGAUGAGAAAGGAUUCUUACCUCACGUUACCAGUCUGUAGGAGGGUUGCAAUGCUGAAUGCCAUCAGUACUGUUUAUCUGAUGAGUUCCCAUGAUUAUUAAACAGUGUAUAAUUCAUGUAGGGGACAACUGGAUCAUUGUGUGAAACUCAUUUCAAAUUAAAACCUCUAGCCUGAGAUCUAAUAGAUUUGAAGGCUAUUUAAUCCGGAGUGUGGAUAUUACAGCAAUAGCGCCACCAAGUGGUGAUGAAAGGAGGGCCGAGCAGCUGUAAAACCAAGAAGAAAAAUGGUCAGUGAGUUAUGAUAGGAGCAGGCCACCACCGAACGCCAUCACACGCCUCCAAAACUGACUUGGAGUAUAAAUUUUUAUUUUCAUUUCAGAUGCAAGUAUAUGAAACAUGUUAGAGGAUAAAUAUUUACAAUAAAAGUUGCAUAACACACAGAAAGCAGGAAAUGCAAACAUUCAACAGAAACAUUACGACAGGAGUACAGAGCGCUAGCAGUCUAUCUGAAGGAUCACUCAAAGAAGCAAUGAAUGAUUGUCAACCAAAGAAAGAAAAACAGAGGAAAUUCAGUGAAAGUCCACACAAAACAUGUGUGUUAACCCAUUUCCAAAAUAAAACCAAGAUUU